Messenger RNA from Cantharellus anzutake, 579 nucleotides. RefSeq lists its product as uncharacterized. The coding region runs from base 1 to 579 and encodes 192 amino acids. The record is from RefSeq and is a predicted model, not a curated record. The transcript has 3 exons. Lineage: Eukaryota; Fungi; Basidiomycota; Agaricomycetes; Cantharellales; Hydnaceae.
AUGCUGAAUGCCACAAAUGUUACCUUCGAGUAUAGCACCUUCUUUCCGAAUGACUUCCUAUGGAUGAAGGGUGGGAAACUCCCUGGAUUAUUCGGCGGCCAUACGGGAUGCAGUGGAGGGAAUGUUGCGGACACAUGCUUCAGCACAAGGAUCAUGUGGAGGGCGAACGGAAUGGGCGAGCUUUAUCUUGUGAGUCCCUUCUCUGUGUCCCAUAUCUGUCUUUGCUCAUCUCCUCCUCAAGUAUUACGGGUUGUCCCUUGCUCGGGAUCCUUCAACUUUACGCCUGGUGCAUGGACUCACCUGAAGCAGACAGUCCGACUUAACACUCCUGGGGUUCAGGAUGGCGGCUUCACGCUGGAUGCUAACGGUGUCCGUGUCUUGACAUUAGACGGAAUAUUUUAUCGAGGCGUGAAGGGCACUGCUCCAUCGGCAAGCAGUAACUUACCCCAGCCAGAACCUGCUUUCGGUUUCUCUGGCAUAUUCUUUAGCACAUUCUUUGGUGGUCAUGACCCAUCGUGGGCUUCCCCUGUCGACCAAUAUGUGUGGUUCAAAGAUUUCAAACUUUCAGUGAAUGCUUAA